This is a messenger RNA of Lepus europaeus (European hare), 3480 nucleotides long. RefSeq names its product calpain 3 (gene CAPN3). Bases 91 to 2535 code for a protein of 814 amino acids. Gene Ontology annotation, molecular function: calcium ion binding; calcium-dependent cysteine-type endopeptidase activity. The transcript is spliced from 24 exons. The record is from RefSeq and is a predicted model, not a curated record. Gene Ontology annotation, cellular component: cytoplasm. NCBI's taxonomy places the organism in Eukaryota, Metazoa, Chordata, Mammalia, Lagomorpha, Leporidae. Gene Ontology annotation, biological process: proteolysis; negative regulation of apoptotic process.
GGAGAAUCUGCUUCAGAAACCCUGUAGUACUCCUUCCUCGGGACAACGGACGGCUCCGGGAUCAAGGUCAGCGUUUCAGGGUCGCCCGCCAUGCCGACGGCCAUCAGUGCGUCUGUCGCCCCACGGACAGGGGCUGAGCCCCGGUCCCCAGGGCCAAUCCCCCACCCAGCCCAGGGCAAGGCCACCGAGGCCGGGGGUGGAAACCCAAGCGGCAUCUAUUCGGCCAUCAUCAGCCGCAACUUCCCCAUUAUCGGAGUGAAAGAGAAGACAUUUCAGCAGCUUCACAAGAAGUGUCUGGAAAAGAAGGUUCUGUACGUGGACCCCGAGUUCCCCCCGGAUGAGACCUCGCUCUUUUACAGCCAGAAGUUCCCCAUCCAGUUCGUCUGGAAGAGGCCUCCGGAAAUUUGUGAGAACCCUCGAUUUAUCAUUGGUGGAGCCAACAGAACCGACAUCUGUCAAGGAGACCUAGGGGACUGCUGGUUUCUCGCUGCCAUCGCCUGCCUGACCCUGAACGAGCGACUGCUUUUCCGCGUCAUCCCCCACGAUCAGAGUUUCACCGAAAACUACGCAGGGAUCUUCCACUUCCAGUUCUGGCGCUAUGGAGACUGGGUCGACGUGGUCAUUGACGACUGCCUGCCAACGUACAACAAUCAACUGGUUUUCACCAAAUCCAACCACCGCAAUGAGUUCUGGAGCGCUCUGCUGGAGAAGGCUUAUGCUAAGCUCCACGGCUCCUACGAGGCUCUGAAAGGCGGGAACACCACUGAGGCCAUGGAGGACUUCACAGGAGGGGUGACAGAGUUUUUCGAGAUCAAGGAUGCUCCGCGGGACAUGUACAAGAUCAUGAGGAAAGCCAUCGAGAGAGGCUCCCUCAUGGGCUGCUCCAUCGAUGAUGGCACGAACAUGACCUAUGGAACCUCUCCUUCUGGUCUGAACAUGGGGGAGUUGAUUGCGCGGAUGGUGAGGAAUAUGGAUAACUCGCUGCUCAGGGACUCAGACCUCAUCCCCCGAGCCUCAGAGGACAGCCCGACCCGGACCAUUGUUCCAGUCCAGUAUGAGACGAGAAUGGCCUGUGGGCUGGUCAAAGGGCAUGCCUACUCCGUCACUGGGCUGGAGGAGACCCUGUUCAAAGGCGAGAAGGUGAAGCUGGUGCGGCUGCGGAACCCCUGGGGCCAGGUGGAGUGGAACGGCUCUUGGAGUGACGGCUGGAAGGACUGGAGCUUUGUGGACAAAGACGAGAAGGCGCGCCUCCAGCACCAGGUCACCGAGGACGGCGAGUUCUGGAUGUCCUACGACGACUUCGUCUUCCAUUUCACAAAGCUGGAGAUCUGCAACCUCACGGCCGACGCCCUGGAGUCAGACAAGCUGCAGACCUGGACGGUGUCCGUGAACGAGGGCCGCUGGGUGAGGGGCUGCUCCGCCGGGGGCUGCCGCAACUUCCCAGACACUUUCUGGACCAACCCCCAGUACCGGCUGAAGCUCCUAGAGGAGGACGAUGACCCCGACGACUCCGAGGUGAUCUGCAGCUUCCUGGUGGCCCUGAUGCAGAAGAACCGGCGGAAGGACCGGAAGCUGGGGGCUAACCUCUUCACCAUCGGCUUCGCCAUCUACGAGGUUCCCAAAGAGAUGCACGGGAACAAGCAGCACCUGCAGAAGGACUUCUUCCUGUACAACGCCUCCAAGGCCAGGAGCAAGACCUACAUCAACAUGCGGGAGGUGUCCCAGCGCUUCCGCCUGCCCCCCAGCGAGUACGUCAUCGUGCCCUCCACCUACGAGCCCCACCAGGAGGGGGAGUUCAUCCUGCGGGUCUUCUCGGAGAAGAGGAACCUUUCUGAGGAAGUUGAAAACACAAUCUCCGUGGAUCGCCCAGUGCCCAUCAUCUUCGUUUCAGACAGAGCAAACAGCAACAAGGAGCUGGGUGUGGACCAGGAGUCAGAGGGCAAAGACAAAACAAGCCCUGAUAAGCAAGAGAAAUCCCCACAGCCACUCCCCGGCAACACUGACCAGGAAAGUGAGGAGCAGCAGCAGUUCCGGAACAUCUUCAAGCAGAUAGCAGGCGACGACAUGGAGAUCUGUGCAGACGAGCUCAAGAACGUCCUUAACACAGUGGUGCACAAACAUCAGGACCUGAAGACGCAAGGCUUCACGCUCGAGUCCUGCCGCAGCAUGAUCGCUCUCAUGGAUACCGAUGGUUCUGGAAGGCUGAACCUGCAAGAGUUCCACCACCUGUGGAAGAAGAUCAAGGCCUGGCAGAAAAUCUUCAAGCGCUAUGACACGGACCAUUCUGGCACCAUCAACAGCUAUGAGAUGCGAAAUGCUGUCAAAGACGCAGGGUUCCACCUCAACAGCCAGCUCUACGACAUCAUCACCAUGCGCUACGCGGACAAGCACAUGAACAUCGACUUCGACAGCUUCAUCUGCUGCUUCAUCCGGCUGGAGGGCAUGUUCAGAGCUUUCCACGCAUUCGACAAGGACGGAGAUGGUGUCAUCAAACUCAACGUGCUGGAGUGGCUACAGCUCACCAUGUAUGCCUGAACCAGGCUGGCCUCCAGCACGGCCAUGCAAGAUCACUCAGGAUUUAAACUGCACCUAGUUAGAGCCACUUACCUCAAAGGACCCAGCAGCUGCAGCUCCAUCACGCCUCCAGGUGCCUCUCGUUGGUCUUGUUCUUCCUCCACUUUACUCCGUACUCAGCCUUGGCCUGUCACACCCAGCCUGAGCCUAUAGGAAGCAGUGACUUUGGGAGAACAACUCUGUCCCUUUGCCACAUGGACGCAGUGUGUGCCUCCGCCGGUUGCAGCAUGGCUGAGGGCCAGCUCUGACUCUGAGCUGCCUCCGCUCUGAAGCAAAUGCACCCUGGAGCUUGCCCAGGGCUGCCUGCAGAAGCACCUGCCACUGCCCCUCAGCACUGUGUCCUGCCGCAGCCCUCCAAGCUCCCCAGCUGUGGGUCAGUGACCAAGUGAGCAGCACUUGGUUCGGAUCACUUUAGGAUAGGCCUGCCCGGGGUAAACUACCGCGGUGGAAGAGGGCCAGAUACUCAGGUUCUCUGACUCCUAAGGUUGGCUGCAUUCUGAAAACAGUUGAUCUAAAUAAAGGCACGUGUAUGGCUGGUUCCACUGUGUUCUGUUUUCUCAAACCAGCCUUGGCUCAACCUGUCACCCAUAAAAAGCCCUAGGCGCAGAACAAAAUGGAAAGGCACAAAAGCAAAACCCCAAGCCCCACUUUGAUCGUGCCUGUUCAUGAGCAUAGGAAUCGCUCUUUCCCCAUUAAACAUAAGGAAGAGAGAGAACAGUGGGCAGUGUACACAACACCCAUAUUAAAUGGGUCACCCAUAAUUUGUGGAGCCAGUUACCAGAGUGAAAUGGAGCAGAGAUGCUGUUUUGAGUCCUGGCUUCUCUGCACACCAACUGACCUGUUAUAUGUUGGACAAACCCCUGAGUGCAGCUGUUUGCCAAACUUGUUUGCCAAACUUGUUUCAAC